UUUCGGUUGUUGAACUGAAAUUGCGUCGCUGGAUUAACCAUGGCUACAAACCUCAGGAAGAAUACUCUGGUAUUUGUUUUUGACAAGGAAUCCCGUCCUGUGCAGCCGACAUCCCUGGAAAUUGACUGGAUUACACAGGAGCAACAGACUGAACGGCUGCUGCCCCGUGUUCAACAGAUUAAAAACAACAAGCAACGUCACGGCCGGUUGCAGCACCAGAGAAUAGCCAGUUUAACUACAAGACAGAGGUCUCGGCGGAAUAUUGCGGUCAACUGGAAGCAAACAUCGCCGCCUACAAUAUUAAAGGUGAUAGUUUUGCUAAGAAUUCGAGGAAUGGCAGCAAUCCACCUAAUGAGAAUACUGCUACUGGUUAACUGUUUAAGGAGCCCAAACAGCAAAGAUCUUCAGUUGCCUAUCCACCACCAGAACAGUUGUAGUGUACCCAAACUGCCUGACUAUGGUAAAUUCUGUGUACAAAUGUGAGAGAGUCUUCUUAAUGUUUGCAUAGUGUGUAUAUGUGGCAGAAUAUGGAAACCAGCCUAGUAUUCACCAAGUGGGAUGCAGAAAACAGCCUAAAUACCACAUCCAGACUGGGUAGCACGCUGACUUCUCAUGAUUAAUCUUUGAGGCAGAUUCUAUUUGUGGUUAUCAUCCAUCUCUAUUACAGAAGUGAUCCUCUUAACAUGGACUG
Messenger RNA from Schistocerca serialis cubense, 691 nucleotides. RefSeq lists its product as uncharacterized. NCBI's taxonomy places the organism in Eukaryota, Metazoa, Arthropoda, Insecta, Orthoptera, Acrididae. The transcript is spliced from 4 exons. The record is from RefSeq and is a predicted model, not a curated record. Bases 40 to 483 code for a protein of 147 amino acids.